Molecule: messenger RNA, 1269 nt
Organism: Thecamonas trahens ATCC 50062
Lineage: Eukaryota; Apusomonadida; Apusomonadidae
Exons: 2
Coding region: 1-1218 (405 amino acids)
Molecular function (GO): calcium ion binding
Source: RefSeq, a predicted model, not a curated record
AUGCCGGGAGGACUACGCCUGGCUGACAAGGCUGGCCUCCUGGCCGCCGUCAAGGCCCGGGCCAAGGAUCCGUACAUGCCUGCUGUUGUGCAGAGAGCUGUCGAUGCCACCAUUGAUGACAUCUGGCCAGACGUCAAGAUCGAGGUCAUGGGCGCUGUCCUGGACAAGAUGGCCGUGGCAAAGGUGCCUGUUGAUCAUGGUCGUCCUCCGCCGUGCUGUGGUUGGCCGGGUCCGCUCGCUUGGCUCCGUGCUGGGUUUCUCUACACACUCCGACCCUAUGAUCGAUCGCUCUGGCGCCGUCUCCGCAACCCGCUCUUCCUCCUCCUCACCCUCGCCUCUGUAUUUCCACUCUUUGGCGUCCCGCAGGCCUUCUAUCUUGCCGUCCUCCUCGCCAUCGACCACUCGGACGAGUUCCAGCUCGUCGACUUUAUCCUCUCCUUCAAGGGCGUCCAGUUUAUCACCGGUGGCCUGUUCCCGGCCUGCUACGGUGCCGUCCUCUACUACCUCUGCACCACCGGCCCAGACUCUCCAGCCGUCAACGAGUGCGCCAAGACCGGGCCCACCCUCCCGCUGUGGGAGGCCGGCUUCUUUCUCUUGCAAGUCGUCAUGGUCUGGCUCGCCGCCGCCCUCCUCCCGCGGUCCGAGAAGAAGGGCGGGACCUCGCUGGAGGUCCUCUCCUCGGCCCAUGCCCAGUACGACGUCGACGGCAACGGCAUCCUCUCGCCCGACGAAGUCUAUGCCUUCCACGCCCGCCACGGCACGCCGUCGUCCGAUGACGGCUCACGCUCCGGCGACGCCUCGGCCGUCGAUCCGCACAGCCCAGGCCGCAUCGUCGGCUCGUGCUGCGGCAAGCCAAGGUACGCUGGCCGCGGCGGACGCUUGCGCGCCUUUGUCAUCCUCGAUGCCUUCGUCUUUCUCGUCUGCUUCUCCGUCAUCGUCUGGGCCGCCCUCGACGACCACGACCGCCGCACCUCGAUCGCCGCAGAGGGUCUCUCUUCCAACUGGCGCCUCAAGUCGACCAUCUACUGGACCAAAACCCUCUACGGCCUCCUCUCCGUCCACUUUCUCAUCUUCAAGGUCCCUAUCCUCGGCCGCCUCCUCACCCACGCCCGCCCCACCGGCUACAACCGCCACGGCAAGUGCGUCCCACGCGACUACCCACGCCAUCGCGUCAAGCACCUUCCUCCCGAUGCUGAUGCCGAGUAUCUUCAAGUCUAACCAUCCCUCAUCCCUCAUCCCUCAUUCCCCAAGCACCCCCUCCCCCUGCCC